Messenger RNA from Eimeria mitis, 588 nucleotides. RefSeq lists its product as uncharacterized. Gene Ontology annotation, biological process: peptidyl-lysine trimethylation; regulation of mitochondrial ATP synthesis coupled proton transport; positive regulation of proton-transporting ATP synthase activity, rotational mechanism. Gene Ontology annotation, molecular function: protein-lysine N-methyltransferase activity. Gene Ontology annotation, cellular component: mitochondrion. The record is from RefSeq and is a predicted model, not a curated record. Lineage: Eukaryota; Apicomplexa; Conoidasida; Eucoccidiorida; Eimeriidae. The coding region runs from base 1 to 588 and encodes 195 amino acids. The transcript is spliced from 5 exons.
AUGACCUCGUUGCCCGUAAACGCUGCGAAAAAAGCAACUCGCGAAGGUACAGCGGCGCCAGUGCCGUUCAGCUACUCAGACGAUGAAGACGAAGACGGAUGGAUGCCGUUCCGUCGAUCUGCCCCCGAUACUGAGAAAAUACGCGUCAUUGUAGAGGCUAUCCGUCUGGCUGAAGAGGAUGUUGUGUAUGAUCUCGGUUGCGGCGAUGGCCGAUUCAUCAUUGAGUGCUGCCGCCUCACAAACUGCUCGGGAGUUGGAGUUGAGCUGGACGAGUCUUUGUUAGAAAAGGCAACGCGAAACGCCUCAAGGGCUCCAAACAUCCGCGCGAAAUUUCUGCAACGCGACUUCGUGGCUCCUGGCCUCGACCUGGCGGAGGCGACGGUCAUCUUCCUCUAUCUUCUUCCAGAGGCCCUGGAUAUGCUGCUUCCACGGCUACGCGAACUCGCGCGGACCUCCUCUGCGUUACGGUGUAUCGUCACCUUACGCUGGGCGCUGCCCGGAGUGUCCCCGUCUAUCGACAAUGCAGAAAUGAAUUUUUUUGUGUACAGAGCUGAAGACCUCAGGAGCAAGACCGAGAGCCCUGCGUAG